Messenger RNA from Colletotrichum acutatum, 1282 nucleotides. Its product is annotated as enoyl-CoA hydratase/isomerase. The record is from RefSeq and is a predicted model, not a curated record. Bases 373 to 1194 code for a protein of 273 amino acids. Lineage: Eukaryota; Fungi; Ascomycota; Sordariomycetes; Glomerellales; Glomerellaceae. Gene Ontology annotation, biological process: fatty acid beta-oxidation. The transcript is spliced from 2 exons. Gene Ontology annotation, cellular component: peroxisomal matrix.
AUCUGGUGAGAGCUGUGUAAUGAAUUAUCGAUGUGUUGAUGUUGGGUGCAAUGGACCAUGAGCGCUAGCACCCCGCAAUGCCACCCCGACCUGCCGAGGCAUCUCGGUGCAGUGUGGGGUCCGGGGUAAGGUAGCCAGGACCUUCCCACCCUGGCCCAGUGGCCAACUCGACGUUUGAUAAACCCGACAACCUGCCACCCCCCUAGCUCACCUAUCCUGGAUUACGAUUCUCAAGUGACACCUUCAACAAUAUCUCAUCACUUCAAGUCCAUACUCACAAAGAUAGGACCAGCUCCAAUUGCUUCAAAGAAAAGGACACAUAUAAGCCAUACAAUCUCAGCUCCCUACACAGACACGUCGCAUCACAUCACAAUGGCAAGCCCCGAGGACUCCGUCAUCUCCCUCGAGUACCGCGGCCGCGUCGCGCUGCUCACAAUCGACAACGACCGCAAGCUCAACGCCCUCGCGCAGCCGCAGUACUACGACCUCGCCCAGAAGCUCCGCGAGAUUGCCCUGCACGACGAGGUUUUCGUCACCGUCCUCACGGCCAAGGGACGCUACUUUUCUGCCGGCGCCGACGUAAGCAUCGCCCGCGCGUCUCCCUCAGGCCCAGAAGCCCACAAACACUGGCUGCAAUCCUUCGUCGCCUUCAACCUAAACAUCACCCAAGCCUUCUACACCCACCCCAAAAUCCUCGUCGUCGGCCUCAACGGGCCCGUCAUAGGCCUCUCCGCCGCCCUCGUCUCCUUUGCAGACUUCAUCUACGCCACGCCCUCCACCUUCCUCCUCACCCCCUUCUCGUCUCUGGGUCUCGUAGCCGAAGGCGGCGCCUCCCGCGCGCUGGUGCAGAGGCUGGGCAUCUCCAAGGCCAACGAGGCGCUGAUUAUGAGUAAGCGGAUUUCGGCGGAGGAGCUGCUGCAUACCGGGUUUGUGAAUAAGGUGUUUGAGACGGGGAAGGGGGAGGAUGCGAAAUUCAGAGAGUUGGUCCUGAAAGAGGUUGAUGAGAGGUUGGGGGAGCAUUUGAUUGGGGAUAGUUUGACGGGGAUUAAGGCGCUGAUUAGACGGCCGGAUAUGGAUGCGAUGGAUAAGCAGAAUUCGCAGGAGGUGUUUGCUGGGUUGGAGAGGUUUAUGAGGGGGAUUCCGCAGGAGGAGUUUAGGAAGAUUGCGAGUGGUGAGAAGAGGCAUAAGUUGUAAGGGGGAUGGUAUAGAGCUCUAGGUGCGGUGAAUGUCACCAGAUGUAUAGAUCGUCCGAAGAGAGAAAGAUAUAGUACACAUUCUUCAC